GUACCAACACAUACGCGCACAUACAGACCAUCAAAACACAGACAGAAGCUCACGAUGUCUUCUUCUUGUACCGGUCCUAUCAGCAGCGAGAUCGACAUGAAAGGCGUUGACCCUUCUCCGUCCCCUGCCCCCACGACUGUUCGAGCCACCGUCGUUCAGGCCUCCACCGUCUUUUACGACACUCCGGCGACUCUCGAUAAAGCGGAGAGGCUAUUGGCGGAAGCAGCCGGACUGGGGUCGCAGCUGAUUGUGUUCCCCGAAGCCUUCAUCGGUGGGUACCCUCGGGGGUUAAACUUCGUCGACCGCUCGCCCAAGGGCAAGGAGAGUUUCCGCAAGUACCACGCCUCGGCCAUUGAUGUGCCUGGGCCUGAAGUCGAACGUCUGGCCGCCCUGGCUGGAAAAUACAAAGUGUACCUGGUCAUGGGUGUUAUAGAGAGAGACGGAUACACGCUCUACUGCACGGUCAUCUUUUUCGACCCUCAAGGCCAGUACCUUGGGAAACACCGCAAACUCAUGCCGACCGCUUUGGAGCGUCUUGUUUGGGGUUUCGGCGAUGGGUCGACGAUCCCUGUCUUCGAUACGUCCAUCGGUAAACUAGGCUCUGUCAUUUGUUGGGAAAACAAAAUGCCGCUGAUGAGGACUGCUAUGUAUGCCAAAGGCAUUCAGAUAUACUGUGCUCCGACUGCUGAUCCUAACGCAACCUGGCAGUCGUCCAUGAUUCACAUUGCCCAUGAGGGCGGAUGCUUCGUGCUUUCGGCCAAUCAGUUCUGUCGAAGGGGGGAUUACCCUCCUCCUCCCGAAUAUGUUGUUAGCGGGACCGAUGAUGAUCUCUUGCCGGACUCUGUCGUGUGCGCCGGCGGCAGUGUCAUAGUUUCGCCAUCGGGUACAGUCCUUGCCGGGCCGAAUUACGAAGGAGAGGGUCUCAUCACAGCUGAGUUAGAUCUUGGAGAAAUUGCGCGGGCGAAGUUCAUGUUCGACGUCGUCGGGCAUUAUUCGCGGCCUGAUGUGUUGAGCCUCGUCGUGAAGGACCAUCGAGCUAGUCCUGUCACCUUCACCUCAACUGAGGGAGCCCUCUAGGCGUCUCCCGAUUUGCCGCCUCUGCUUCAUGCCUAGUUUAGGAUUCGUCGCAUGGCGAUGCCUUCUUCUAGGGGCAUUGCUCCGCAACUUCAAUUUCUAUGUCGAAUAACAUGCUGUGUCUGAGAAAACCAGUUUGCGUCUGGCCAACGGCAAUGGUUGACGGUCGAAAUGGCAGCCGUCGUCUGAGACGACAGUUCGUUAUCUGUAUUCUGUAUUUCGCGGAAUCGUGUAUUAAAAAUAAAUAAAUUGGGGCUUUGCGUGGGAAUGGAUUUAUGUG
This is a messenger RNA of Rhodamnia argentea, 1354 nucleotides long. Its product is annotated as bifunctional nitrilase/nitrile hydratase NIT4B-like. The transcript has 5 exons. The record is from RefSeq and is a predicted model, not a curated record. The coding region runs from base 55 to 1077 and encodes 340 amino acids. NCBI's taxonomy places the organism in Eukaryota, Viridiplantae, Streptophyta, Magnoliopsida, Myrtales, Myrtaceae. Gene Ontology annotation, biological process: detoxification of nitrogen compound. Gene Ontology annotation, molecular function: nitrile hydratase activity; nitrilase activity.